AUGUUUCACAAGUAUAAUUCAAUUUCGAAUAGUUUAACACCCUCCGAUCAAGUUUCUGCUUAUGCACCACAGGGAUUUGGUACAAAAGAAGCAACAAAUAAUUUCUUUGUUGCUCCACAACCGAAAGGUCGACAACCCGGUGGAUCAGGUCCUCUUUCUGCAGGAGCUUUAGCUGCUCGUGAAAUGUCGAUCAGUCGUUUCUUUCUGAGUAAAAUUGGUCUGGGUGGCUCAUCAGCUACUUCUGCAGUCGAAACAAUAGCCGAUAAAGCUCAGACAGUCGUUGAAAAAGCCCAAACAGUCGCUGCAGCAGCCACAAAAGCCGUUGCAAGUAACGUUAGUAGUCAUGGUGCAAGUCAUGCUCAUGUUGCCAGCAGCAGCAGCAGUAGCCAUGCGGCUCAAAGUCAUGGUCAUGGCCAUGAUUCUCAUGCAGCUCCAUGGGAAGGUGUGAAUCUUUGGCGUACACCUUACAAAGGUGAUACGGAUACUAUUACACAAGUGAAACGUAGUAAAGGUUCACUUGAUAAAUACGUCGAAAAUCGCACUCGUCGUAUUCAACAACUACAAUUGUUUGCCUUGCGUAAUAAAAGUACACCUACUUGGGUUAUGAUGCCACGAGAUAAGGCUCUUUUUGCAGUGCAAGGUCUUAUCGUAGGCUAUGUUUUGUAUCAAGUAGUAACAUCUGUGUAUCAACAUUUGAAAGCCAAAGAUCGUAUUAAACUCCUCAAAUUACUCUACAAGGACAAUGUCGAUUAA
This is a messenger RNA of Adineta ricciae, 753 nucleotides long. The record is from the annotation of a GenBank genome assembly. NCBI's taxonomy places the organism in Eukaryota, Metazoa, Rotifera, Eurotatoria, Adinetida, Adinetidae.